Messenger RNA from Lycium barbarum (goji berry), 453 nucleotides. RefSeq lists its product as uncharacterized. The transcript is spliced from 3 exons. The record is from RefSeq and is a predicted model, not a curated record. NCBI's taxonomy places the organism in Eukaryota, Viridiplantae, Streptophyta, Magnoliopsida, Solanales, Solanaceae. Bases 1 to 453 code for a protein of 150 amino acids.
AUGGCAAACCAAGGAGAACAAGAAACGCGGACUAUGGGAGAGACAGCUGUGAUGCUAAGAGAUAAGGUACUACAAAUAGAGAAGCACCUCCAGGAAAUAGGGAGGAAAAUCAAGGAAGUAGACAGAUUGCUGGAGAUGGUUGGGAACCCGCCAAAAGAAUCAAACCCACAAGAAGAGUCGGAGCCUCAACAUGAAGCCUCCGAACCCGUCAAGGAAGAAGAACCAGAAGAGGGAGAAGAAGAGCCCCAGGAUAUAGAGGAGGAGGAAUUAGAGCCAGUCGACGUAGAGGUUGAGGAAGAAGAGGAACCAUUUGAGAUGUUUACCGAGUUUGCAGAAGAAGAGAAUGAUGCGAAUGAGGAGUCUGACUACUAUGACCCAACCAACGAGGGAUUUGACUUUUAUACACCCUCACCCAUGCUGGUUGCAAGGGUGUUCUUUGCAGCUCUUUUGUGA